Molecule: messenger RNA, 240 nt
Organism: Desarmillaria tabescens
Lineage: Eukaryota; Fungi; Basidiomycota; Agaricomycetes; Agaricales; Physalacriaceae
Exons: 1
Source: RefSeq, a predicted model, not a curated record
CGAAUUCUGAGCAUACAGAGCCUUGAGGCUCAUCACCGCUUCUGUGAAUGGAUGGAGGGUGAGUAUAUCCUGCCUGACACACAGAAUGGCUCCCGUCAUGGUUUUCAUGGCCUCAAUAAUCCGUUCAUACUGCGUUGCACAAUCAAGACAGCAUUGGGUUCUGGCCGACCACUCUAUGUCAUCCUGUCUGAUCUAAUUAUGCUUUUCCCUCGACAGACUACUCCUCUCUACGGGUCAUGA